AUGAUUCCCCAAAUUUCUGUUCGAUAUUUAAAUCAUUCUCACUUUAAUUGUUAUGCAUCGCUCAUCAACAAAUUGUCACUUCUGUCUCGUACUUGUUCUAGUGCUAGUGAUAAUGCCCUAAAAUUAAAUUAUAUCAAUGGACAACGAUGCCAUGUUGCUGAUGAAGCGGAAGAGCGAUUCAAAAUCAGGGAGCCAGCUACCAAUAAAUUAAUAGGCAACUUGUCAAGUUCUGGACCCAAAACUGUAAAUGAUGGAGUAAAGAGCGCUCUAUCAGCAUUUCCUGAGUGGUCAGCCCAAACAUCCAUAGAUCGUGGUCGUGCUCUCCUUAGGAUAUCGAAGCUAUUAAGGCAAAGAAACGAAGAGAUCGCCAGGUUGGAAGUAAGAGAUACUGGCAAACCGAUAAGCGAAGCCAGAUGUGAUGUUGAAAGUGCCGCUGAAUGCUUCGAAUAUUUCGGUGGGAUUGCUGCAACUUUAUCAGGUCAACACUUUGAAUUUGCUAACGGUUCGUUCGCAUAUACGAAGCGGGAACCAUUAGGAGUUUGUGUAGGUAUUGGGGCUUGGAAUUUCCCAAUUCAAAUUGUGAGCUGGAAGACGGCACCUGCCUUAGCUUGCGGAAAUACGAUUGUUUACAAACCAUCGCAGAUGACUCCUAUGUCCAGUAGUUUGCUUGGUGAUAUUAUUACUGAGGCUGGAUUACCGCUAGGAUGCUAUAAUGUUGUUCAGGGUGGAUCUCAGACUGGUAGGCUACUUUGUGAGCACCCUUCUGUUGCUAAGGUAUCAUUUACUGGAUCAGUUCCUGUUGGUAAGAAGAUUAUGUCAUAUUGCUCUAGUGGUGUCAAGCAUUCCACUAUUGAAUUAGGUGGUAAAUCACCACUGAUCGUUUUUCCAGACAGCGAUAUCGAUAAUGCAGUAUCUGGUACGCUUAUGGCGAACUUCCUAUCUCAAGGGCAGGUUUGCUCCAACGCUGCAAGGGUUUAUAUUCAUGAUAGUAUCAUUGAUGACUUUGUUACUCGAUUAAUGGAGCGCACAAAAAAAAUGAUAAUUGGAGAUCCUUUCAAGCAAGAAACCCAAGUUGGCGCAUUAAUUUCUGAGGAACAUUACCAUAGAGUCAAAGCUUACAUUGAUCAGGCUGUGACCGAGGGUGCUCGUAUUCGAUGUGGUGGUGAGAGAGUUGUAUUCGAUAAUUCAGAAUUAGCUGGUGGAUUUUAUAUGUCACCUUGCGUUCUGGAUUCUUGCCACGACGACAUGACAAUUGUCAAGGAAGAAGUCUUCGGUCCAGUCGUAUCUAUUCUAUCAUUCAAAGAUGAAGAAGAAGUACUUGAGAGAGCGAAUAACACCGUAUUUGGACUCUCGGCUGGAGUAUUCACAAAAGAUAUCCAACGAGCUCAUCGAGUCAUAGCAAAAUUGCAAGCGGGAUCAUGCUGGAUCAACAACUAUAAUAUAUAUCCUACCGGUUUUCCAUUUGGAGGCUACAAGGAGUCUGGCAUCGGUCGUGAAAAUUGUGCGCAAACCCUUAACCACUACUCUCAAUUAAAAACUGUCUAUGUUGAAAUGGGCGACGUCGAUUGUCCAUUUUAG
This is a messenger RNA of Trichoplax adhaerens, 1578 nucleotides long. RefSeq lists its product as uncharacterized. Lineage: Eukaryota; Metazoa; Placozoa; Uniplacotomia; Trichoplacea; Trichoplacidae. The coding region runs from base 1 to 1578 and encodes 525 amino acids. The record is from RefSeq and is a predicted model, not a curated record. The transcript is spliced from 6 exons. Gene Ontology annotation, molecular function: aminobutyraldehyde dehydrogenase (NAD+) activity; 4-trimethylammoniobutyraldehyde dehydrogenase (NAD+) activity.